Periconia digitata is the source of this 3072-nucleotide messenger RNA. The record is from the annotation of a GenBank genome assembly. Lineage: Eukaryota; Fungi; Ascomycota; Dothideomycetes; Pleosporales; Periconiaceae.
UGGCACCCCAUCCAUCAUCGUUCGCCGCCAUUUCACACACAUGCACCAAAAUUUCGUGCGCGCGCUUCACGCGGUUCAGUACAAGAUUCAAUCUCUUGUUUCAUCGCGAAGGACACGAAGGUAAUGAUGCCACCCGCACGAUCUACAGCAAGAACUGAGCGCGAGAAGAAGCUGCAAGCCGUUUUGAGCUUUGCUUCUGGUCUCGAGAAACGUUUCGAAACCACCUGCGAUCAAUCGCUGGUAGACGAUCUCGACCGACAGAUCCUGAAUUUGCCGCUGCAAAUAUCAAUCGCGGGUGUCGAAAAGCAGGAUGAAUGCGAACGCUAUGGGACGGAGCUAUGGAACCUAUCGACCCGUCUGCGACGCGAACACUUGCAGCCGAAUGAUAAAAAUAGCAGCGACAUUUCUUUGAAAUCGCGCGCGACUAGUCUACUUCGCGUCUUCUCCUUCCUUCUUCUCGACGCCGUGAGCGGGCCGAGCGGGCAGACCCCAAGUGCAGGCGACCGGAGAAGUCAAUGUAUACGCCUGAUGAAGGUUGCACUCAAAGCCGCCAAGGUAUGCAUUGAGAAUCUUGAAGUGGCCCCCGCCACCAAGGUACUUGAGAGAGCCGCGGAAUACGAAGAUAUACUGGGUCAAGAAGGGAGUCGGGAGGACCAUGAGGAUAGCAUGAUAGGGAAGCAAUUGCGGGUGGAAUAUUUUGGCAUAAGAACACUACUAGCAUGGCGACAAAAUCGCAUGGAUACGGCAGAACACAUGUUCUUCAAGUGCAAGCAACUCUCGUCCUCAUUCUCGCCGGUAACUGCCGAAUACUUAUCCGAUCUUCUGCACGAUAUAGGCAAAGGGCUGCAGGAGAAGAGGAAUUAUGAGCUUAGCGUUCGAUGGUUGGAAAGAGCCUUUGAUAUACUAGAAACACAAGACAUCGAGAUGCUAAGUUCCGAUGCUGGAGAUCUGCGACUCAGCACGAUGCAGAGUAUAGCCAAUUGUUAUAUGCAAAUCGGCGACACACACUCCAAAGAGAAAGCUUGGAAGAUGGUUCGACUGCUGGAAGCAGACUACCAAGACAAGAUGGGAGUUGCACUGCUCAAGCUUGAAUUUCUUUCUAAAGAGGACGUAUUCGGCUCUCAAGAAUUCUAUGCUGUCCUAUCCAGAAUGAUUCGAACCGUUGUUCUCAACGAUCGAAAUUUCAAAACGAUCAUGCAUUACAUCCACAAACUGAAAGAGCACGAUAGUAUCGCCGCUUGCAAACUUAUCGAUGAUCUCAUAGAUAUGAGACUCUUCCGAGAAGAGAAAGAAGUCUGGAUUGAAAAGGCAGUUAUUACCAGAAUAUGGAUCUGCUGUACAACGACAGCUGCAGAUGUCAGUUUGGAGCAGUUGCAUGGGUUUCUCGACUCGGUUGCACAGAAUAUGAAAGGCACAUUCUCCGCCCAGGCAACGCACGCCACCCAGACACUUCUUUGGAAGCAAGCGGAAGCAACAUACAGUCAAAACCAGCAUCAAACAGCUGAGCACUGGUGCCGUAUAUGUCUCCACCCAUUGUUUGGCAAAGCUGGUGACGUCAAUAAAUCGAAAAUUGCCAGGAAGAUCAUUCUGUGCGCACAAGCACGACAUGAUCAUGCGGUUGCGAGGCAGGUCUUCUCAGAGAUGUCCGAAACCGGGAGGAACGACCGUGUCACACGUUACAUCAUGUACAAAACUGGACUGCAAAUGGUGGACUCCGAACUUGCCACCGAGUGUCUGGAUCUGAUAUUCCGACACUCCGGAACCGAUGCGACACUGCUCUAUGCCUGCAUACUCGAUGCACAAGCCUUUGGGAGCAACUUAGACGCCGUAACUGCCUUGGAGAUAGUACUCGAUAAGUGUGAUCACGGUGUACCUGCAGGGGUUCAUCUUCCAGCCCUGCUGCGGAUGACUCUGAGACUUUUGGGUCAAGAGCUCAUUAAAGAUGGCAGCUUGAAUCAUGGCGUUCUUGCCCGCAUCUGUAGGGUCUGUGAAGGAGCGUGCAAGAGAGCGAAGGAGUUCAAUCGAAAAUCAGCAAAGUCUGCGCAUGAUCAGUUCAACAAAGCCGAGUCUGAGUGGUUCUCCAAGACUACGUACAACUGGUCAAUUAAAUACUGCGAGGAGAUGCAACCCGAGAUCUUGGUGCGGCUGCUCAAGGUUUGCAUCGACUUCAUCAAACUCCUGCAAGAACAAGAUCAAUCAGAGGAUAAGAUCGACCUUGCACUUCGUUUGAUGUUCUGUGAAUUCCUCGCUACAUGCAGUUUUACAACAUUAGCACGAGCGGAAGAUAGCAUUCAGGAAUGUCUGCAAUACUACCUUCAAACUCGCAAGCACGGUCAAGCAUUCCGGGACGUUGCAGCCACAAACAUCCAGCAGCUAGGCAAGUCUGCACAAGCUGAUUCCAUUGCGAAGCAUCUUCAAGUAGUCAAGCUGGAGCUGGAGGCAGCGCUCAAACUCAAGCAAUGGGAUGAAAUGAAUGAUUUGUUCGAUCAGUGUUGGAAAUACAGCGAUCAGACCCAAUAUGAGACCCUGGCAGAUCUCGUGCUGAUCAUUCACUCAAAUAUCGUCGCAGCCGAUGCGAGCCGCAAAUAUCAAAGCAUGAUACUUUCUGUGCUCCAGAAGAUCAUAAACACGACCACCAGACAAAACGGAAACGACGUAGAUAAAAUAGCGCGUUGGAUCCGGUGUCUCUUCCAACUCGCACUCCCAUUCGACGAGAACGUCAGCCUAAGAUGUGUCGAGCAGGCAACCACUUUUGCAGCGAGUCGCAAAGACAACAAUGAUAUUCGCCCAGACUCGGCAUCUUCCCUCACUGUAGCCGACCUCGAAAUUCUCUUCGCUGACGAGAUGGAUCAGGGACCACGGCAAACUUGCUACCCAGCGACGGAGUUGGAAUGGCUUGCGACGACUACGUUUAACCACGCCGUGGACUACUUUGUCCAAGAAAACGAUGCCAAGUGUAAAGAGUGGGCGGAAAAGGCGCUCGCUUUGGCGGCUUGGGCACAAGGAGAAGGGUUGAGGCACGUGUUGAUGGACAAGUAUUCCCAGUUGACGUGGACCGAGGCUGCGCAGUGA